AUGAUACGAUAUCGGGUACCUGUCAUCUUAGCAUAGACCAAACAUGGCGGCUCAGAGUGAGGGUGGAGGAAAAGAUGAUAUAAAAAGCCAGUUUGGCACUCGGGAAGGAAUAUAUAAACAAAUGCAUUUGUCUGAAUAUUCGAGACCAACGAGGGCAGCAUACAAUGGACAAGCAAAUGCGCCCGUUAAAGUCUCCUUCAUCAAUGUUAACGAUGCUUCUGGGUAUCCUGAUCGAAUAUGUUUCAAUGUUGGAAGGGAGCUUUACUUCUAUAUUUACAAGGGUGUAAGGAAGGCAGCAGACCUGACCAAACCAAUAGAUAAAAGGAUUUAUAAAGGAACAUUCCCUACUUGUCAUGACUUCAAUCAUCAGUCAGCAUCAUGUGAGAGUGUCUUGUUGUUAGUUGGCUUUACUGCUGGCCAAGUUCAACUUAUCGAUCCUAUUAAACAAGAAAUAAGCAAGCUUUAUAAUGAAGAGAGAUUAAUAGAUAAAAGCAAAGUUACUUGUAUUAAAUGGAUUCCAGGAUCUCGAAACCAGUUUCUAGUUUCACAUGCAAGUGGACAAAUAUAUGUAUACAAUGAAGAGCUCCCAUGUUGUGGAGCACCUCCUCACUAUCAGCCUUUCAAACAGGGAGAUGGAUAUUCAAUAUACACAUGUAAGACCAAAAGUACUCGGAAUCCACUAUAUCGUUGGCUUGUUGGACAAGGUGCUAUCAAUGAGUUUGCAUUUUCUCCUUGCUCUCGAUUCUUAGCUGUUGUUGGACAGGAUGGUUAUCUUAGGGUAUUCAACUAUGAUUCCAUGGACUUAGUUGGAUCUAUGAAAAGCUAUUUUGGUGGACUUCUUUGUGUAUGUUGGUCUCCUGAUGGCAAAUAUCUUGUUACUGGUGGAGAGGAUGAUUUAGUUACUGUCUGGUCAUUUCAUGAAAAAAAAGUAAUUUGUAGAGGAGAAGGACAUCGGUCAUGGGUUAAUGUAGUAGCCUUUGAUCCUUACACAUCAAAUUUUUCUGAUACAGAAGGCUGUGAUUUUAGUGGUAGUGAUGAAGAAUUUCAUUAUGGGACAUUACAUAACCAUGAAGGGAAAAGUGAAAACUCUGUUCAUGAAACUAGUGUGUUAAAUCGAUCAAGGACUGGAUCAAAUAAAAGUUUUUCUGACACUCGGACAACAAAUUUUACGUCAUAUCGUUUUGGUUCUGUUGGCCAGGAUACAUUUUUAUGCUUAUGGGACUUGACAGAGGAUGUUCUUAAGCAACCUGUAGGUCGUACAAGGACAAGUACCAUUAUUGGACCAAAUGCAUUUAAUUAUAUGUCCCGUUGUAAUAGUCUACCAAAUUCUCAAAAAUCUAAUUCCUUGAACACACAGGUACCAGUUGUUGAUGGAAAUUCUCUGCCAAAUGCAUCUGUGAAUAUCACUGCUAAAUUUGCCACACUGUCUCUUGGAGAUAGAAAAGAUAAGGAUCAUGAAAAAAAGGAACACAAAAGAAAUUUAAGUUUAGCUGGCAGAAGCAGUGAAAAAGUAAGCAUAUUGAAAACCAGUGUUCGGCCUAUUGAUGAGUCUUUAAAAUUACUUGGAACUCCAGCUUGUCCACGCUUAGAUGAAAUUCCUAUGUUGGAACCUCUUAUAUUUAAAAAAAUAGCACAUGAACGGCUAACAGCUUUAGUUUUUAGAGAAGAAUGCAUUGUUACUGCAUGUCAGGAAGGUUUUGUUUACACAUGGGCUCGUCCAGGAAAAGUGCUUUUCACAAAGAUUGAAUCUUGCAAUGAUGGAUGUUGAAGAUAAAUGCUGGAAUGAAUAUAACAUUAAAGAUGGCAGCACUACAAAUCUUUAGAUGGGAGAUCCAUCUAUCCUAUAAACUUUGACCAUUUUUGAAAAAUGCAUAAACCUCUCGUCUUUUCUACCAUCAUGACUUUGUAUUAUAUUGCUAAUAAUAACCAUAAUAAAUAACACAGCAAAAAUAUAUAGGAAUAACAUAAGAAACACUACAGCAGUCAGCCUUUCUGCAAGGCUGUGUAACAUAUAGUUAAACAUUAAGACAGCAAUAAACUGCUUUUUUUUUUCGUUUUUGAUUUUUGAACAAAAUAUAUAUUUAAACCUCCCACCCCAAUAAAUUUUUCCAUCAAAACUAAAAAUCUAAGAAACAAAAUAUCAAGUGAAACACACACAUAAACUCACAGUCACACAUGCGUAUAUACACACACAUGCAUAUGCACAUGUGUGUAUUAUAAAUAACUGAAACAGUACAACUGUGAUUUAAAGUUUCUCCUUUCAGCUCAUCAGGUAAUAAAUGUUAAAAACAGUUGAAAAUUAUUCCAGCAUUUCUCACUGGUUGGUCAGAAUAAAAGAAUAAUCAGCACAUGUCUGAUAUUAGGGAAUGGGGGUUACUAAUUUUUAAAGAUAGAUGCAAAUAUGAUUAUCCUUUUUGGUACAAACUUUCUGAUUUACAGCGAUCUAAAUCAAAGCCUUCCAUUGACAUUUCAUGUUAAUUUAUGUUUCAAACUUCAGUUUAAUAACAGCAAAGUUAUUUUACUAAAAUCUUCAUUAUUUAAAAAUUUAAUUAAAACAAUGGUAAUGUAUUGACUGUUAAAAAAAGGAAAGCUUCACCUUUGUUGUGAAAAAAAAAAGUAUCUGCUUAGUGAAAUUUGUAUCCUGUUAGUUUAAAAACAUUUUAAAACGAAUCAGUGGCAUGUGUUGACCCAAAAUCUCAGUUGUGGAUGAGGAUGUUUUCAUCAUUGAACAGAAUGGUGUAUUUCCAAAAUAUGCAAAACUAAUAUAUAUUCUUCUGUUGAUUUUUGUUUUUAUAAUUUAAGAACAUUUAAGCUCCUGGGCUUCAAAUCCCAAAUAUGUUUGGACAAAUCUCUGUUUGAUUUUCUAGCUAGAAUAGAAGUAUAUUUGCAGCUAAUAUAUAUUAAUUUCACUAGUAAACUUGCAAUUUUUAUGGUUGACUCAUCUGUGAACAAUUUUUGCAAUAUAAUAUAUUGGAGAUAGCUAAAGAAUUGGACAAAAUACAUAAUACAUUUACAAUUGUCAGUAUAAUAUAUAUGGAGAUAGCUAAACAAUUAUCAUUCUAUUGAAGCUAUUACAUUUUGUAGCAGCUUUAAAAAUUGUUGAAGUUAUAAGUUUUCCAGUAUUGAAAUUAGAUAAAGAUGUAGAGAAAUAACUAACUUUAAUACAAUUUUGGUUAAAGAUUCUUUCUUGCGCUUUCUAAUUUUGUCUCUUAGUUAAAAUCCCUAUUUAUUAACACAUUGUCGUAAUAAUUUGAGGUGUUAUUGAAAGCAUGUCUAUUGUAUGAGGUAAAUGAACUGAUUUCCACCAUUUUUUACAAUGCUAUUUGAAACUAGUGUUAUGUGAUUUGUUGUUAUGCUAAUUUAUUCAAGUGUUUCAUUUGGCCUUCUAUAAUGAUGGUAUUUGCUAGUGUUUAAAUUUAAGAUAAUGCUUGAAAAAAAAAUUGGCUAUUUUAAGUUUGGUAUCCAUUGAGAUCUUCAACAUUUAAUUCUUUCAAUAUUUCAAUGAGGUUCUUUUUCUUAAUCUCUCAGCUUGCUGAUUGUUUGUAUUUCUAAGAUACAAUGAUACACUCCUUUUAUUUUAAUAGUAAGCAUCAGUAUUGGAGUUAAUAGAGAUACAUA
Molecule: messenger RNA, 3618 nt
Organism: Octopus sinensis (East Asian common octopus)
Lineage: Eukaryota; Metazoa; Mollusca; Cephalopoda; Octopoda; Octopodidae
Product: WD repeat-containing protein 20
Exons: 4
Coding region: 44-1768 (574 amino acids)
Molecular function (GO): protein binding
Source: RefSeq, a predicted model, not a curated record